This is a messenger RNA of Closterium sp. Naga37s-1, 741 nucleotides long. The record is from the annotation of a GenBank genome assembly. Lineage: Eukaryota; Viridiplantae; Streptophyta; Zygnematophyceae; Desmidiales; Closteriaceae.
AUGGAGUCGCGCCUUGCCAAGGGGCCAUCUCCGACGCUGCAGCCGAUGAUCGUGGCGGCGCUGAGCCACUUGAAGAAGUACGCCUACAUCACCAGCAACGAGUACUGGAUCGCCACCUUCUUGGACCCAUCCAUGAAGGCAGCGUGGUUCGACGACGCGCACUGGGAGAAGCUGCAUCCCGAGACUGACAGGAGGGUGAGGCCGCGUCCGGCGUCUGGCGAGGUGAUCAAGCUGGUGCGCGACCGCGUGGCCGAGUACCAGGCCCGGGCUGCAGAGCUUGCUCCACGGCCGACCCCACUUGUCCCCGUUGCGGAGGAGGAGGGAGACGAGGCGGAGGACGACGAUGACGCGCAGUUUCUCCCUAGUCGCCGACGACUUGCGGCGCGUUUGUCGGCGAGCCAGGAGGCGGGGCGGGGGGGGGGUGGGAUGGUGCAGGAUGACGAGGUUAGCAGGUACUUGUUCGAGAGGGUGCGGUGCGACGUGACAGCGCUAGAGUACUGGCGCAGUGCCACCAACAUGCAGACGCUGAGGCGCAUGGCCCGGGAUUAUCUCGCCAUCCUGCCACGUCCGCUUCGAAGGAUAGGCGAGGGCCGCCGACCGAGAGGCGUCGCACCACCAGAGUUUGCCAUUGAGGGCGAGGGGGCGGAGAAGGACGACGAGGAGGAGGAGGGUGUGGAGGCUGACGACACAGCUGGUGGAGAGGAUGCUGUUGUUGUUAGUAGCAGUGGCGCCUUAGCGUAG